Athalia rosae (coleseed sawfly) is the source of this 1240-nucleotide messenger RNA. Its product is annotated as serine protease snake-like. The record is from RefSeq and is a predicted model, not a curated record. Bases 95 to 1099 code for a protein of 334 amino acids. Gene Ontology annotation, biological process: proteolysis. Gene Ontology annotation, molecular function: serine-type endopeptidase activity. The transcript is spliced from 6 exons. Lineage: Eukaryota; Metazoa; Arthropoda; Insecta; Hymenoptera; Athaliidae.
UGCGUUUGGCGUGGUUCGGGUGGGGAUCUGGAUUUAUAUUGCAGCGAUUGUUCGCAAUUUCUGAUCACAGUACGCGCGCCGUUGAGUCUCAAGGAUGAUUCUCUCAUACAUUUAUCUCCUUCUCUUCGCGACACUCGCCAAAUCCGCAUACGGAGGUGUUACAAAAGCAGGAACUGCGACCGAAGCAGAAAAUGGCGAUGGAAGGGGUGCAAUCGCUAGGCAAAAAUGUGCAGAGUACGCGCGAUCUGUUCACAGUUUGGUCACUUUACCGACAUUGACUUCCGAUCAAAAGUUAGCGAACGUCUCCCAUUGCGGUAUAACGUCCGAACCCUUGAUCGUAAGUUCUUCGGUAGCCAGGCGUCAUGAAUUUCCGCACAUGGCUGCGGUCGGUUUCGAUAAGGAAGGUGGUGGAAUCGACUGGUUGUGCGGCGGCACCCUCGUCUCAGAGAUUUGGGUCCUCACCGCCGCUCACUGUGUUCAUUCCCCGCAUGCCGGGUCCGCUUCAUGGGUGCGUGUCGGUGAUUUGAAUUUGGAAAGCACUUCCGACGACGCCUCGCCGGAGGACCGUCGAGUGAUUGAGAGGAUCAAGUAUCCGCGGUACAAACUACCGGUCAAAUAUCACGACAUCGCGCUCUUACGCCUCGAGUCUCGAGUUCCCUUCAACGCUGGGAUCAGACCGGCUUGCCUACCCAGCGGACCGAAUUCGGGCUCGGACAACGUAAAAGCCAUUGCGACGGGAUGGGGUACAAGAGAUUGGGGAGACACCGAACGUUCUUCCGAACUCAAGAAGAUCACGAUGCCCAUCGUGGAUUAUCAGAGUUGUAACGCGAGUUGGUCGACCGGUUCGACUAGCAGGGACUUACCUGAUGGAGUAGUCGACGAGUGGCAAAUUUGUGCGGGUGACUCUGUAGCGGAUACUUGCCAGGGCGACGGAGGCUCACCUUUGGUGGUCUACAGCAAAAAAGAACACUGCAUGUACGACGUGAUCGGUAUUGUGAGUUUGGGUAAGCUAUGUCACGGAGGAAUUCCAGGACUGCACACCCGUGUCUACUAUUACAUUCCCUGGAUAGAGUCAGUCGUCUGGCCGCAAGGAUCGUAAGCCUGGAGAAAUCAUUUGUUCGAUAAGAAUCUAAUGAAAUUCGACAAAAAUAAAUUAAAAAAAAAAUAAGACCAUAAAUUGAAGUAAUCCGUGUUCAACUGAAAUUGUAUUUUUUGAUAAUAAAUUCAGUUUGGCUCGAUA